GUGACGUCAGAGCCAGACCAAAGUCAGCCCUGUCCUGCCCACCAUACAAACCCCGACUGACCAAUCAUCAACGAGAAAAUACGCCCAUUCUCUCGCGCCGGUCCGAAGCCCAAACUCGUGGCGCACGAAAGAACAAAGAAAGUCUUUAUGCAGACUUCGAGAACUGUGGAGAAUCCUCGCGAAUGACUUCAUGACCUUGGGCUACCCCCCGCCCUGAAGGUAUAUACUGACCGGCGUACUCCAGCCCCGCGUAGUCCGAAGAUCGACACUCCAACUAUCACCACCAUAUGUCAGACACCAUCGACAUUUCAAAUACACGCACAACUUCCGACCGUUAAGGUCGCUACAUCGCCGUUGGUCUCAUCCGUGAUUAUUGUUCCAACCUUCAAACUUCUAAACGCUCGGAUCGUACCGAGCAACGCACUCGGGCAUGUGAGAAGAUUGACGGCCCUUGAAGCUCUGUCAUAUUAUGGGAAAGCAGACUUCAAUGGCACAAAGAGACUCGUCUAGACAGCUAGAGCGACUGGGUGCGGAUGAUUUUGUCGCGACCAACUCAUCAAAGGUUGCGCAAUCCGGCUCGUCCGAACCACAAAGUGCCUGUUCAACCCCGAGCAGUCGCUCUGCCUGGUCUACCCGCUCUCUUCAUGGGGUUGAAAUGUAGACAGUAGCAAGGCCAAUAUCUCUAGGGGACGCGCGCCUAAUGCAAAGAUUGCCAUCCCGAGGGAUGUCAACAGUCUGGGCCCGCCGGCUAUAGGCCGGGUAUCGCGCGCAUGUUCGUCGUGUAGAUCGCGAAAGGUAAAAUGUAGUGGCGAACAGCCCAUUUGUCGACAAUGCCGUGAGCUCGAUCUGACCUGUCACUAUCCACUGGGUUGGAAUGAGAGAAUGAAAAAGGAGGCCAAUGAUCUGUCCGCUUUGGUCCAAGAUUACAGAAACUUCGUCCAAGACCUGCUCGGCACCGCGGAAAGUGCGAAGGCCCAAUGGGCUCAUUCUACUUUGCAAAAGUAUCAAUCAUUAAUGGACGAUCUACCCGAGACGAUUCAACUUGCCACACCUGCGGCGCAAGACGAGAACGGUUCAGUGGAGAGUCCGACCGAGACUGGUCACAACGAUCGGCAAAGCUUUGACGAGCAAUUACUAGACUCAACGUCCAGCCAGGAAGAAACAGAUGGGAAGGAGGAGGAGGCGCAGCAAUUCACAGACGGAGUCAUGACGGAUUCCCUCGACUUUGCCCUUGGAAACUUCGCUACAAACUUACCUCAGCCGGUCAAUAAAUACGGCAUGCCAUCGCGGCAGCUUUCCGAUCUUUUGUUCGAGGGGUAUUGGAGCAAUGUGCACCCUGGUUUCCCUAUGAUCAACCGACCGCUCUUCCGUACCCAGUACCACAGCUUUUGGGAUCAAGGGCAGCAGCCAGGCGACAAAUGGCUAGCAAUUCUAAACAUUAUCUUCGCCAUCGCCGCCAAAUAUGCCCACCUCACUCAGGCACCGUGGCGCGGCGAGGAGAAUGAUCACUUCCUAUACUUCAAUCGAGCAAGGUUACUGAGCUUGACAGGCGAAGAGGUGUUCAGUCCCCCAAACCUUCAACAAGUACAACUCGAGGGAUUAGUUGCAUUCUACCUGCUUGCAAUUGAUCAGAUCGGCAGGGCUUGGAGAAUUUCCGCACUGGCUGCCAGAUCCGCCGUCACACUGGGUGUCAAUCGAAGUCUCACGAAAAAGCUGCCACCAAGACUAAGAGAGGCACGCUUCCGACUUUGGUGGUGUCUUUACACCCUUGAGCAGACGCUGGGUCUGAUUUCUGGUCACAUCUCAUCAAUUCCCAAAGACAAAUACGCCCCGCCCCUACCUAUACCUUUUGAGGAGGAAGACUUCGAAACCGACUCUUCAGCUUCGGCUCUGCUUCAAAAUCCCGCAGUUCGAAAACAAUGGCUCCAGACAAUCAUGCCAAGUUCGAAGAGUUGGCCGAGCGAUGGUUACAGCAAAAACAGCCUGCAGGAAUCGUCUCCAAGAGAUAAUGCUUGGCUUAAAUUCAUGAAACCUAAUGCCGGCCUCUUCUACCUUUUCUAUUGCGACUUGGCCGUCAUCAUUGAAGAUAUCGUCAAUCAGGUCCAGGUAUCCUCCAUUUGGACCGACAGCGAGAAUCGUAUUGAUGGCCUCCGUUCUCGCAUCGAGUUCUGGAAAAACAGUCUCCCGUCAUCUCUGGACUUAACAACAGUCGACCCCCAAGGCAGCGUGAGCCAGAUGCGGUACAAGCUGGGUCUAGAAUUUCACUACCAAAGCGCUCGAAUCGUACUAGGUCGACUCUGGCUUUGUCAACGAGACGAACUUGGUCUGGAUCAAUCACAAAUGCUCAAUCAUAACAUGGCAGUGAUGACCCUGGAUGCCGCGAAACAAAUCCUCGACUUGCUACCCGACCAACCAAACACGAUACAACUUUACCAGACGUUCCCAUGGUGGAGUGUCCUUCACUAUAUCUCCCACGCAGCGAAGAUCGUACUCUUCGAAUUGUCGAUUGGAUGUAGGCACGUACAGAAUAGCUCGCCGCAUCUCGUCUGGCUCGCGAAAAAGGCUAUUUGUUGGUUGCACGCUAUGUCAACCCGCAGCCCGGGCGCGGAGCGAGCGUGGCGGCUUUGUGACUCGUUUUAUCGUAAAGUUUCGAAACAGAACGGGUAUUGUACGAAUGAUAUCCCGCCGACGACCGAGACUGUCAAUCCCUCCGAACGGAAACAGCAGUCCGCUGGUUCUAGCUCUGCGGAAGUUGGUGAUUUGGAACAGUUUGACUUUCAAAUUGAUGAUGUGGAGUUGACAGACUGGAUAAUAUGAUCAGUCAGUGGCGCUAGAGGUUGGGAUUCAGGAAAGGGACUUGGGAAGCAUUUUAGAGUUGCAUGGGUUUAUCUUGCAUCUUAUUCAACGAUUCAAACUCCGCAGAAGCCUGUUCUACUUUACUACAUUUUUAAUGUUCGAACACUUCCGACUGUGCUAAAAGCCUGUCACAAUAAUGAAAUGACAAAAAGCCAAAAAUUCGAGGCAAAAGAAUUAUACAAUCAACUAGCUACCUAUUG
Molecule: messenger RNA, 3056 nt
Organism: Penicillium brasilianum
Lineage: Eukaryota; Fungi; Ascomycota; Eurotiomycetes; Eurotiales; Aspergillaceae
Source: the annotation of a GenBank genome assembly